CUGGGGUUUGCCCAUUCACACAUUCGUACUAACAGCUGAUUUUCGCGUAUGACGGUAUAAAAUAAAAGAUUACGAAUUGAAAGUAAAACAGAAAGUAUAUAAAAAUUGAAUACAAUCAAUAAGGAGUUAAGAAGUACCAUAUAUAAAUAAUUUUUUUUUUAAUAAAUUACUGCAUUGAAAUGGGGUCACUGUGCUCGUCAUGUUUUGGAAGCAAUGGUGAAUCAUCUAAUUUGAUGCCUUCACCGGAAACACGUCGUCAGCAGCAGCUUGAAGCAGCGGAACGGCGCCGGGAAGAAAAUGAACGGAGAGGUAUUAAGAAUCCAGAUGGUGUUAGACGACAACAACAGCGUGCCGAAGAAAAAGAAAAGAGAGAAGAGGAGGCGGCACGUGUGGGUGGUGGUGCACCUGUCCUAAAGUGGCAAGCGAAUUAAGAGGAAAGGAAACACGUAGUUUCACAUAGUUAUAGCUUUAUGAGCGUGUCAUUCUAAGUAUUCAAAAAACAUAGUUCUUUCGACACCAAAAGUGUUUAUAUUAUAAAAAAAAAACAUAUUUACAAAUCAUUGUUACACAUAUGUAUGUUUAUACAAAAAUAUUAUUAUAUGUAUUCAGCUUAAUAUUUUUUGUUAUCUUAUCCGUUAAAUUCAAAAUUUACUUAAUUGUUUAAAAACAAUCGUUUAUCUAAACAUCAUUUAAAAUUGGCGAUUUGUUUCCUCCUACCUUCUAAUGUAUUAUUAUACAUAGUAUGGAAAAAUCGUAAACUGAUCAUCAAACAUUCUUUAACGAUCUACAAGUAAAUAUUAAAUUGUGUAUUGUUGCGUUAUCUUUACGUAAGAAUCACAAAUCUAAAAAUAUUUAUAAAACAGUACCAAAAAUUAAUCAAAGCUUUUAUUAACAUUUGCAGUGUGUUUUUGUAAUUUUUAUACGUAUACAUAAACGAGCAAUUUACUGCGCGUAUAAAUUAUGGACUAAUAAAGGUGGUUUUCAAUAAAUUAA
This is a messenger RNA of Anastrepha ludens (Mexican fruit fly), 993 nucleotides long. It is a transcript of the gene Svip, whose product is annotated as small VCP/p97-interacting protein. Gene Ontology annotation, cellular component: endoplasmic reticulum membrane. Gene Ontology annotation, biological process: negative regulation of retrograde protein transport, ER to cytosol; positive regulation of autophagy; negative regulation of VCP-NPL4-UFD1 AAA ATPase complex assembly. NCBI's taxonomy places the organism in Eukaryota, Metazoa, Arthropoda, Insecta, Diptera, Tephritidae. The coding region runs from base 180 to 431 and encodes 83 amino acids. The record is from RefSeq and is a predicted model, not a curated record. The transcript has 3 exons.